AUGCAAGGCAUCCCCGAGCCUGUCCACUGGCGUAAGGCCUGCCAGGCCAGCUGUGAACACAUGGACAGGACACUCCUCCUGGGCAUGGGCACAGGAAAACAAGAGGUAACAGCUGGCCGUGGAAUCCUGUCACUGCUGCUUGUUCUGCAUUGGGAACAUGGGACACGGAGCCCUCCUCCUGACAAGGUCACCUGCACAACAGACCGCCCAUAUUCCAGCAAUUUCAUGACCCAGAUCAAGAACCAGCUGGAACAGCUCAACAGCAGUGCCAAUGACCUCCUUGUUCUUUAUUACACAGCCCAGGGCGAGCUGUUCCCCAGUGAAGUGGACAAGCUGUGCAGCAGCCACGACUUGACAAACUUCCCACUCUUCCACGCUGACAGCACAGAGAAGGACAAGCUGUUAGAGCUGUACCGCAUCAUCGCCUACUUUAACACCCUCCUGGGCAACAUCAUGGAGGACCAGAAGACCCUCAACCCCAAUGACCAGAACCUCCACAGCAAGCUGAGCUCCACGGCAGACACCAUUUGGAGGCUUCUCAGCAACGUGCUCUACCACCUGUGCAAUGAGUACAAUGUGGGCCACGUGGACACGUCCUUUGGCCCCAACAUCUCAGGCAAGGAUGUCUUCCACAAGAAGAAGCUGAGCUGUCAUCUCCUGUUUAAGUACAAGCAGGUCAUUGAUGAGUUGGCCCAGGCCUUCUAG
This is a messenger RNA of Trichechus manatus latirostris (Florida manatee), 705 nucleotides long. Its product is annotated as leukemia inhibitory factor-like. NCBI's taxonomy places the organism in Eukaryota, Metazoa, Chordata, Mammalia, Sirenia, Trichechidae. Gene Ontology annotation, biological process: leukemia inhibitory factor signaling pathway; positive regulation of cell population proliferation; regulation of cell differentiation. Gene Ontology annotation, cellular component: extracellular region. Gene Ontology annotation, molecular function: leukemia inhibitory factor receptor binding; growth factor activity; cytokine activity. Bases 1 to 705 code for a protein of 234 amino acids. The record is from RefSeq and is a predicted model, not a curated record. The transcript has 3 exons.